AUACAACGGUCAUUAAAUAUAAAAGUGGUCCAUUAGGUGGAGAUCAACAACUAGGUGCACAAAUAACUGACCAAAAGAUCGAUAUUUUAAUAUUUAUGAUCGAUCCACUGACCGCACAACCCCAUGAUGUUGAUGUUAAAGCCUUGCAACGUAUAGCAGUGGUGUGGAACAUCGUACUGGCCUGCGAUAUAGCGACAGCUGAUUUUAUUAUGACAUCACCAUAUAUGGAAGGCAUAUAUACAAGAGAAGUUUCCUCUUUUUCUACUUACCUUAAUCGUACAAUUCCUUAA
Didymodactylos carnosus is the source of this 290-nucleotide messenger RNA. The record is from the annotation of a GenBank genome assembly. NCBI's taxonomy places the organism in Eukaryota, Metazoa, Rotifera, Eurotatoria, Philodinida, Philodinidae.